AUGGAUAUUCUUGAUAUUCGAUCCGCAGCUGUCGAGACGAAUCUCAAGGACGAGAUUCAUACCCUUCUCAAGCCGAAAGAUGGCCCGAGGAAGCUGCCAACCCUCCUGCUCUAUAACGAGCGAGGGCUGCAGAUUUUCGAACAAAUCACGUAUUUGGAAGAAUAUUACUUGACCAAUGACGAGAUCAAGGUAUUGACGGCCUCGGCGUCAAAAAUCGCAGAGAAAAUCCCCAAUGGCGCCAUGGUGAUCGAGCUCGGGAGUGGAAACCUGCGCAAGGUGAAUCUACUACUCCAGGCCUUCGAAGAGGCGGGGAAGGAUGUCGACUACUAUGCGCUGGACUUGGACCGGAAAGAGCUCGAAAGGACUCUUGCUCAACUGCCUGCUUACAAGCAUGUAAGGAGCCACGGCCUAUGGGGUACAUACGAUGACGGCCGGGACUGGUUGAAGGAGCCCUCCAACGUGCGACGGCAGAAAUGUGUGCUUUCGCUCGGCUCGAGCAUUGGCAACUUUCACCGUCAUGAGGCUGCGGAUUUCUUGAGGGGGUUUUCUAGUGUCCUCAGCCCUGGAGACACGAUGCUGGUUGGCUUGGACUCAUGCCUUGAUCCAGCCAAAGUCUUUCACGCAUAUAAUGACCAAGAGGGCGUAACUCAUUCGUUCAUCCUCAACGGCUUGCGCAAUGCAAACGACAUUCUCGAGGAAGAGGCGUUCAAGAUGGAGGACUGGAAGGUAAUUGGGGAAUACGUCUACGAUGAUGAAGGAGGCCGUCACCAAGCUUUCUAUGCACCAGUCAGAGACGUCGUAGUCCUCGGCGAAACCAUCAAAGCUCAAGAGCGCAUUCAGGUCGAACAGAGCCUGAAGUACUCGCAGCUGGCUGCGACCAAAUUGUGGAACACCGCCAGUCUGGAAGAAGUCGAUUCGUGGAUGCUGGGGCAGGAAUAUGGCCUGCAUAUGCUGGCUAAACCCAAAAUGCCCUUCAGCCUGCACCCUUCUAGUUACGCCGCGUCCGUCUUGCCCUCCCUGGACGACUGGGACGGGCUGUGGACGGCAUGGGACACGGUAACCAGGGGCAUGAUCUCGCGCGAAGAGCUCUUGGACAAGCCCAUUAAGCUCCGGAACGCAUGCAUCUUCUACCUUGGGCACACACCGACGUUCCUGGACAUUCAGCUCAAUAAGACGACCAACGAUACACCGACAGAGCCUAGACACUAUAUCACUAUAUUCGAGCGAGGCAUCGAUCCCGACGUGGACAACCCAGAACAUUGUCAUGCCCAUUCUAUCAUCCCAGACGAAUGGCCACCAGUCGAGGAGAUCUUGGAAUACCAGCAACGAGUUCGUGAGCGCCUGCGGGGUUAUUAUAAACAUGGAGUGCAGGCCAUACCUCGAUCCACCUCGAGGGCCAUAUGGGUCAGUUUUGAGCACGAGGUCAUGCAUCUAGAGACUCUGCUCUACAUGCUUGUACAGAGCGAGAAGACCCUGCCCCCGCCCAAUGUGGCUCCGACAGACUUCGAGGGCAUAGCUCAGAGCGCCAAAGAUGCAAGGGUCGAUAAUCAGUGGUUCGAUAUUCCAGCACAGGAUAUUACGAUUGGAAUGGACGACCCCGAGGACGGGACAGAUAGCAACUGUCAUUUUGGCUGGGACAACGAGAAGCCGCAGACGAAGGCAAAAGUGCAUGCCUUCCAGGCUAAAGGGAGGCCGAUUACCAACGAGGAGUAUGCGCAAUAUCUCCACGCCACAAACACCACACAGAUCCCGGCAACCUGGAUCGAAGUUCAACCUGGCCAACAAGUGCCCAACGGCGCGUCCCACGUGAAUGGCGCUAACGAUCUAGUUAACGGCUCGACGUCGCUGCCGAUCUCAUUCAUCGAAGACAAGGCCAUUCGGACCGUCUACGGCCUAGUACCGUUGAAGUAUGCUCUCGACUGGCCAAUCUCUGCUUCCUAUGAUGAGCUUGCGGGUUGUGCAGCCUGGAUGGGUGGUCGAAUCCCAACCUUCAAGGAGGCUCGCAGCAUCUACGAGUAUGUUUGUUUUCUGAAGAGAGCAGAGGCUGAGAGGAAGCUGGGAAAGACCGUCCCUGCUGUGAAUGGGCACCUUAGCAACAACGGGGUCGAAGAGACACCUCCAUCACGAUCGGCAAAUGGAGAUGUCGAUGAAGGGAAUAUCGACCUCUUCAUCGACCUUGACGGCUCUAAUGUGGGAUUCCAACACUGGCACCCGGUCCCUGUCACUGCCAAUGGCAACAGGCUCUGUGGACAAGGCGAGAUGGGUGGUGUGUGGGAGUGGACGAGCUCACCCUUGCGGAAGUGGGAGGGCUUCAAGCCUAUGGCACUGUACCCUGCUUACACUGCCGACUUCUUUGACGAGAAACACAACAUCAUCCUCGGUGGAUCGUGGGCCACGCACCCGCGCAUCGCCGGACGGAAAUCUUUUGUCAACUGGUACCAGCGGAACUAUCUAUACGUGUGGAGCGGUGCCAGGCUCGUCCGCGAUGUGCAGUAGACGCUCUUCGGGUAUGGAAACGCCUCGCUACCUGUUUCGCUUUGUUUCCACACAGCCAAGCACCGUAUAACCUGUUGUGCAUUCGGCCCAGAUCAUUCAGCUUGGACACUGCACAUGCCAAUGAGCUAGCCAGAUACCAGCCAUUCCCUGCAUCAGCAACGCAAACACGGAUGUAAGUGGGAGAGGGAUUGGUGUUCAUUGCAUAGCCCGGACACUCUGCAUCCUUGACAUGUCGUGUCAUCACUGUCCUUUUCGGAUUUACACCAAGAAAAAAAAACCUAAAACCAAACAACAAUGAAAUGAUACAUGAGUAC
Cryphonectria parasitica EP155 is the source of this 2810-nucleotide messenger RNA. RefSeq lists its product as uncharacterized. The record is from RefSeq and is a predicted model, not a curated record. Lineage: Eukaryota; Fungi; Ascomycota; Sordariomycetes; Diaporthales; Cryphonectriaceae. The coding region runs from base 1 to 2496 and encodes 831 amino acids. The transcript has 13 exons.